AGGAAGUCCAUUCCUGUCGGUGACAACACUGUGGCCCUGUUCUGGAAUGACCGAGGUGUAAAGGAGCCAGUAGCUUUGGUCGAGGGAAGAAGAAGAAACUCCAUGAGCAGCAGCCUCUACAAAUGGGUCUUCCUCCUGGGGGCCCCGGGACCCUGUGCAGACCGGGGACGGCGAAAACCACUGCCCUAGAAGGUAAGUGAAGCUGCUGAGGCAUCUAGGAUGCAGCUUAAGCUUCAGCUGCCCCGUUGUCCCCCAACCUCGCCACCGGCCAGAGGCUAGGCAGCGGAGGGCCUUGGGGUGAACUCGGCUGCCAGCUCAGCAUUACGCGGCUUCUCCGACAGGGGGCGGGAAAGGGCAGGCCGCGGUGCGCCCAGGGCCAGAGACCUCCAUUUCAGGUGUGAAACCUGGGCCUCGGAUCAAGUGACAGCCAUACAUUUCAAAUCUGAUUUAGGGGUACCAGAUGAACCCUCGUGUCUGGCAGUCUGCUUCCAUUUCCUCCCAGAAUGUGUCGCUUCCUCCCGCGCUCCGCGACUUUGGAAGGCGUUUGCAUUUACAUCCCCGGUGAUUACUGGAGUCACUAAUACAGCCUAACCCAGAGUUUAAUUGGAAACGUUAAACAGUGCGAUGGAUCCGUGUCUGAUUUGCACAGUCGGUCAAUUAUCUGCAGGUUGGGGCAAUCUGCGCUGCACCCAGGGGGAUGCGAGGAGGGGCAAGAUGGCGUGGCCACAGCUGGGUCUGCGGGUGCGAAGCAAAAUGAGGGGAAGCGGAGCUUGAAGACUGGAAAGAGAUGAACAGUCUCCUGGUGGGGAAUGGAAAUCACGGAAAGGCCUGGGCGCCUGAUCACUGAGAUGCAAUAGGACGGUGUUGGAGCCCACACAGUGGAGAUGGAGGCCAGGGUUUUGCCCUGAGGUGGGAGGGUCCUGGAUUUGGAGAAGGAAGAUUUUUUAGGGACUAGAGGACCAGGAGCUGGGGUGGAACCAACCUUGGGAGUCCAGAAGCCAGUGUUCUGGUCUGAGUGUUUCUGCCCCUCUCUGGGCCUCAAUUUCCUUGUCUUUCAAAUGAUGGGUUUGGACUAGGUGGUUUCUAAGAUGGUGGUGAUAUUUUAGGAAGUGGGUCCAUUUGUUCUUGGUAAUGAAAAACAGAUUCAGUAAAGGAGACCCCCCCCAAUUUACCCCUUUUAAAUCAUACUUUUUGGCGUGCCUCUAAUUUGGAGGAAAACUGUACAAAACAAACCCACAACCACUACACACAUUUCAUCUCUUUCAGCAGGGUGGCCUUACUUUUAUUUCAUGGGAAUGGGAACAGGGAGGAAAAGAGAUGCGCAAGUGGAGAAUCUGCCCCUGUAACCAAGCCCCUGAGAAGCACCGUGGGGCUCUUACACAGAUCUUACACCCUGGAGGGGGGCGGACAUGCGUUAGUGGCCCUGACUCCCUAACUCAGCCUCAAAACAGAAGGGCUUGGGGUGAGGGUGAAGGAAAGGCCCGGCUUAGGGUCUGUAUCCUUUUCCUUCUGUCUUCCUCAACCCCCUCCCUCUCUGAGCCAGGGGGAAGUUUUGGAAUUCUGUACUUUCUAGAGACACUACCCCUAACAAUCAGCACAAUCGCGCCCUCUAGUGACCUCAACGGGGACACCUUUGGCAGAGCUCCAGAUACAUCCCGUGGCCCAGCUCCAAGGUCAGAGCUUAACCCCCUGUGCAGCUGCUCCUUCCUGUGGAGAAGGGCUCCAGUCCUUCCAACUUUGAAACUCAGGUUUCCCCCAAGAAAGAGCAGCUGAGUCCUUGCAUCUUGUGGCAGCUGGUGUGCCCAGCACUGAGCCCGUCGGAGCUGAAGGCAGCCCGGCCCCUUCUCAUGGGCAGCACCCACCUGUGCUGAGGUCCUGCAGCGGUGGCUGUGUGAGGAGCUGUGCAAUCGGUUGUAACUGAAAAUGUCUGACGGUCUGGAUAAUGAAGAGAAACCCCCAGCUCCCCCACUGAGGAUGAAUAGUAACAACCGGGAUUCUUCGGCACUCAACCACAGCUCCAAACCACUUCCCAUGGCCCCUGAAGAGAAGAAUAAGAAAGCCAGGCUUCGCUCUAUCUUCCCAGGAGGAGGGGAUAAAACCAAUAAGAAGAAAGAGAAAGAACGCCCAGAGAUCUCUCUUCCUUCAGACUUUGAACAUACGAUUCAUGUGGGGUUUGAUGCAGUCACCGGGGAAUUCACUCCAGAUCUCUAUGGCUCACAGAUGUGCCCAGGGAAGCUCCCAGAGGGAAUUCCUGAGCAAUGGGCACGAUUACUCCAAACCUCCAACAUAACAAAGCUGGAACAGAAGAAGAACCCCCAAGCCGUUCUAGACGUUCUCAAAUUCUAUGAUUCCAAAGAAACAGUCAACAACCAGAAGUACAUGAGCUUUACGUCCGGAGAUAAAAGCGCACAUGGAUAUAUAGCAGCCCAUCCUUCGAGUACAAAAACAGCAUCAGAGCCUCCUUUGGCUCCCCCUGUGUCUGAAGAAGAAGAUGAAGAAGAGGAAGAAGAAGAAGACGACAAUGAGCCGCCACCAGUCAUUGCACCAAGACCAGAGCAUACAAAAUCAAUCUACACUCGUUCCGUGGUUGAAUCCAUUGCUUCACCAGCAGCACCAAAUAAAGAGGUCACACCACCUUCUGCUGAGAACGCCAAUUCCAGUACUUUGUAUAGAAACACAGAUCGGCAAAGGAAAAAAUCCAAGAUGACAGAUGAGGAGAUCCUAGAGAAGCUAAGAAGCAUUGUGAGUGUUGGUGACCCAAAGAAAAAAUACACAAGAUUUGAAAAAAUAGGUCAAGGGGCAUCAGGUACUGUUUAUACAGCGCUAGACAUCGCCACAGGACAAGAGGUGGCCAUAAAGCAGAUGAACCUUCAACAGCAACCCAAAAAGGAAUUAAUUAUUAAUGAAAUUCUGGUCAUGAGGGAAAAUAAGAACCCCAAUAUUGUUAAUUAUUUAGAUAGCUACUUAGUGGGUGAUGAACUAUGGGUAGUCAUGGAAUACUUGGCUGGUGGCUCUUUGACUGACGUGGUCACAGAGACCUGUAUGGAUGAAGGACAGAUAGCAGCCGUCUGCAGAGAGUGCCUCCAAGCUUUGGAUUUCUUGCACUCAAACCAAGUGAUCCACAGAGACAUAAAGAGUGACAAUAUUCUCCUUGGGAUGGAUGGCUCUGUUAAAUUGACUGAUUUUGGGUUCUGUGCCCAGAUCACCCCUGAGCAGAGUAAACGAAGCACUAUGGUGGGAACUCCCUAUUGGAUGGCACCUGAGGUGGUGACUCGAAAAGCUUAUGGUCCAAAAGUUGAUAUCUGGUCUCUGGGGAUUAUGGCGAUUGAAAUGGUAGAAGGUGAACCCCCUUACCUUAAUGAAAAUCCACUCAGGGCAUUAUAUCUGAUAGCCACUAAUGGAACCCCAGAGCUCCAGAAUCCUGAGAGACUGUCUGCUGUAUUCCGUGACUUUUUAAAUCGCUGUCUUGAGAUGGAUGUGGAUAGGCGAGGAUCUGCCAAGGAGCUCUUACAGCAUCCAUUUUUAAAAUUAGCCAAGCCUCUCUCCAGCCUGACUCCUCUGAUUAUCGCUGCAAAGGAAGCGAUUAAGAACAGCAGCCGCUAGGACUGCAAGCCUUACCCCACACCAUCUCCUUCAUGAGUAAGACUGAAAUAAAACUCCACUGCAGGAAAGAUGGAAGAAAAGACAGUUGAAUGGGGGUGGGGAUUCUUUAACUUUCAAAUGAAUAGAAACUUCUUAUAAGCCUUUUUCCUACUCCCUCAGAUUAUGUAAUUUAUUUGUAAGCCUGAAUCGCAGCCCAAACAGGGCAGCAAUGUCGAAGUGGCCAUCAAGUGGUCACUUCUACCGUGAAGCGAAAGAGCCAGUAGUGAAUCCCCUCAUUUUGUGCAUUCACUUUGAAGAAAAAAGAUUUCUCAAAGAUGCACACUCCCUCUUCAUAGUGUUGUGUUUGUUUUUAAGUUAGAGAGUAGUCCCUCUUGCAUUCGAACCUCCUUCAAAACUCCUUACCCAAUGUGAUGUUUUUCACUUGCAUUGUCAUUAGAUGUCCAGAAAAAAAAAAAAGAUGUCAAAACGUUUUUUUUAAAAAAAAGAAAGUAAAAAACAAAAACAAACAAAAAAAAACAAAAACAAAAAAAAACAAAAAAAAAUAACCCAGAGCAAGUACUGUGUGAACAUGUGGAAGUCCAUGCCCUAAUAGAGUUGAAAUUUUUUUAUUCUCCUUCUAUAGUGGUGGCUCGGUUUGUGUACCUGUUUUUCUGCAUUUGUAUUGGAAAAGGUUUCUUUUAUGACAUUUUCCAAAAGCAGAGAGGAAUAUGUGUGUUCAGGAAGGGCUUUUAAAAACUCUAUGUCUAAAAGUUCAAAUGGUAAAAUCUUAUCACAUUUUCAUGAUGAUGUUUAAGAGGUAGUUGAUUUAUCAUUUGUAUAAACCAGCUCGUUCAUCUUCAUGAUACCUGAAAAAAGACACACCAAAACUAUGGCACUCCCGUUGGGUGAGUCCAGGUCUGAAACCUAGGAACUCCUGAUAGGAGAAACCAUACUUAAACAAAGAUGGGACUUUCUCCAAGAGCCCAAAGGGAGAUAAUAUAAGCAUGCAAUAUUGAAAUCCUUGUUGGACAGUAAACAAAGAAAACAAUACCUAAUCUAAUCCUGUCUUGUCCUUGUGGAAUGUAGGUAACUGUAAAAUAGGCACAACAGGAGGAAACAGACCCAUUAGCCAACAUUUGCUGCUGGUAAAAAUUAUUUAUCUUGACAAUUUAUAACGUUAAAUUUGUUUUUAAAGAUCUGGAGAACAGAAAUAUUGUAAGCAGUCAACUCUGUAAGAAAUGGGAGGUCAGUGAAAACUACAUCCCAGUCAACAUUAGGCUCUAAGUACUUGUUGCCAUUUUCCCUAUGUUCACCAAUUUCUGUUUCUGGAUAUGGUGUGUUCAUACUUAGCCCUUUGGGCUUUUGAAUUUUAAAAACAUGUCUGUAAAGAUCUUGAAGUUCUCCAGUGAAAAGCAUUUGGGCUUGCAAUCAUAUACCCCAAGAAAUAGCAGUCCAACUGAAUUCCUUUAGUGGCUUGGGGAAAAUAUGAAAAUUUGACUAGUAUUUCACCGUGUAUCAAUUUAUUAGAAAUUCAACAGUUGCCACUUCCUGAAUCUUCUGAGCGUAGAAAAAUAUCUGGAGGGUGUCUGCGUAGAAAAGGAUAUGCUUCUCUUUCGAGUGUAUUGUCAAUUUUAUAAAUUCUGCAUAGUUGUUUCUCUAAGCCUUUGAAAAGCUAGCAGUUUGUGCAGUAGAAGGCUUCUUGAUUUGUAGUAUGUCAAGAAUCUGAAUAGAACCUAUCUACAUCCAGCAAGAGAGGGAAAGAGAUCAAUGCCAUGGGCCUCUCUCCUUCUCUGCCUAGGCACAUCCGUCAAUAUAAUCAUCUAUCCAUUCCUUAAAAUGAAAGCACUUUCUUUAGAGAGUUUCUGCUAACCAUAUAGUGCACGUGUUUAUGUUUAGGAGAUGACACCACUGGUGGAUUUCCUAUUGUCUUCUUUGACUAUGAAAUUUGGGAGGGGCUUGACCCCCCGGCCCCGAAAAUGUCCACGGUGGGAUAAAACAACAAACAUGAAAAGAUCAAAUGGUAAUAUUAAUUUGAAGCGUACUAUGUUAUACUUCACAAAAACGUGGCUGGGCCUGAAAAUUUUAAUGCCACACUGUUUUAAUGAGAGAGAGAGAGAGAGAGAGAAGCCUUAAUUUUGAUUUCAUUUAAAAUUACGUAUUUUUUUAAUUUUUCAUUCAUAGUGCCAGGGAAUUCAGUGAAAUAAUACCUGGGAUGCAAAUAGAAUUCAGUAUAUUGAUAACUAUACCCUGCCAGGGGAGAGAGCCCCAAACCUGGUUGGGAAGCCCUAGUUAUCUGUUAGCAUCCCUUACAUGUCAUGAAGGCCUUUUUUUGGUGGGGGGAGACCUGGACCAGUGACCCUUCAGGUUACUGUAGGCGGAGAAAUGGCUGCUCUUUUAUGCUUUCAAUUCAGCAUAUCAACAACAAGAAGCCUGGUACUACUUCACCACAGCCCGUUAUACCAAGAUUUUAUGGUAAUAUAAUCCCAGUAGGCUUUACUCUUACAAACUUAUAUCUAUGUAAAUUUUAAAAUGAGAACAGCUUCUAAAGACCCUUCCCCGCGUUGGAGAGUUAUGUAUAUUUCUAAUAAGUAUUAGGAAGAAGCUGCUUCUCCUGCCAAAAUGAUGCUGAAAGACUCCAGGUGGUUGAUAGUUUAUUCCCUCUCCCUGCAUUUUUGUUUUUAGCUCAUCUUGACACAGGUGAGUCUAUCCAGAUCUUUGAAGUCGCUCGUGUGCCCUGAGAUAAUAAGGGCACAUCGUCGAAUGUCGAUUCCAAAAUGUCCUGAGAUAGGGAUAGGGCAGUGGGAAAGUCAGGGAAGGGUGAGAAGCACAGUAGAGAUUAUUUAUUUAAGAAAGAAAAGAACAUUAAUGUUGUAGCAAGGAUCCGGUACGUUGUCAUAAUCCCCUCAAAUCAGUCACCAUGUUGGGUAAUGACUUCGUUCUUGCUGAUCUCGUCUGUGUGUCAUUGUAAAUAUUUGUGUGUCUGUGUUCCAUUUUGGCUACUGGAUGGCCAAGUCAUGUAAGAAGAUUUAACUCAAGUAUUUAUUCUUUAAUUGUGUUAUUCAGAUUUCUUUCAGGCUUGUGAAUUGCACCCCAAUGUUUGAGUUUAACCACCUGAUCCCCACAUCUUUCCCUCCCCUGUGAAGCACAUUCCAUUGCAAAAAGAAAAAGAAAUAUGAAAUUGCUUCAUGUCAUCUGUAUAACUGUUUUGAUAGUUUGAGAUGUUUGUCUAUAAAGGAUAUUUCUCAGCUCAAAGAUCGUGUAAAUAAUUAUAUUCCUUUGCUCAGUGGGUUGUUUAUUUCUAAUGAGGCUGCCAGUUCUCAGAGAGAAUCGAUAAAAUCACCUUUAAAUAACAUAAACAGGGAGAACAACCAUGUAAAAAUAAGUGUGCAUAUGGGCAAAGGCUGGGAACACAGACAAUUGAAAUCAGUUGUGUUAGGGUGGCGGGAUUAUGUGGAAUUUUUUUUUCUUUUUAAAAUUUUCUUUGAUAUCGUUCUAAUGUUGCUUUAUAAUAAACAUCAGAAAGGGAACUAUAGAAACAUAGAAAAGACGCCAGAAGCAGAUGCCUUCUGGCCAGAGCCCAGAGCAUGCAGGGCACAGAUAUUUGCUAGUUACAAUUAUUCCAUAGGCUUUAUACUUGCCUGGGUGCUGAGGUUGGCACACGCUUGGGUACGGCACGUGCUUUCUUAGGGGACUAUUAUCUACAAGUUAAAGCUAGGGAGCUGUCACUAUUAGUACUCCAAACGCGUCCUUCUGCUUUCAGACUGGGUGCCCCCCUCCACUUUAGUAUGGUCUUGAGGUUUCUGUUUUGGUUACUUUAGAUUGGAGGGGUGACCUUUGAUCAGCCCCCUUGAUAACAUCUGUUUCAAGUAUCGCCUUUCUGGAUCACUUUAGCAGAUUUUCAGGUUGAAUCUUGGAAGGACAGAAGGAUAAAAUCCCCAGCUCCCACCAUUUCCUUUUCCAACAGGAUACACUAUCAUUCAGGUAGAAUUUUCUUUUAAUGAACAGUAGGCAAGUCCCAUUGAUUUCAGUAGAAGUUAUGACUUGCGCUUAAAAGCUGACUGAAAACAUUAAGACAAAUAUUUAGAACUGCCCUUGCCUGUUGGCAUUCAGUCAUACUCCUUUUAGCUUUGGCCUGAGAUGGCAGCCUCUAUGUACUUUCUGUCCGGCCUGAUUAUAGGUUGUAUGCAGUAACUACUGUCAUUUUUAAACAGAAAAGGGGAGACUAUCUACCCAAAGAGAGGAAUUUCCUUCUAACUCACCAAAGAAAUUGUAGGUGAGGACUUUUAUAAUGCGGUAGUGGCCUCAGGUGUUAGUUUCACCAAGUGCAGACCUUAUACCUAGAGAACCCACAGGCUUUUCUUUGGCCAUUCUCAACAUAUAAUCUACUUAUGAGAGUCUUAACCCUGCCCUGCCCUGCCCCAUUUAACCUCAUGGUCCUUUUCUUAGCUACUUGCAGUUAAUAUUCGGUUAAACAAAGGCAUGGCCAGUGAUGCAAGCUACUCCCAGUCUCUGAGAAAGAGAACUGAAAUUCAGCAUUUGUAAAUUAACAGUCUAACAGACCCGGGAUUUUUGAGUGAACUUAACACACAAUUCUGAACAUGUAUUUGCAUGUGGAUUGGGAAGGAAAUAAAUGGGACCUUGGAAAUAAUGGGACUAUUUUUCCUAAGAAAGCAUUUUUUCAUCAAAAAUGUGUUUCUGAUAGAAUCUUUCUGUUGGCCAGCUUUAAUUUUUUUCCACUCCUUUUCUGAUCCCACACUCCUUUAGGAACCAAAUGAAUAUAACCCGACUCCUCAUUCAUCGGGGAUGUCUGUUUAAUAUUAAUAUCUAACUGACUCUGCAAAUGCGGGAACUGAGAUAAUCACUUCCAUGUGCACACUUCUGUGUUCAAGUAGACAAUAAUAGCAAGGAGCAUUUACUGCCACAUAAUACAGUCACACUUGCAAUAUAAACUUACAGAAGCCGGUUAGUGCCCUCAGAGUCUCCUUUGGAAGCUGCCAUCAGGUGAAUGCUAUCCCAUAAUACCAGUAGAAGGCAGGUACCGUGUUCACCUGAUUUAGGACCUACGAGGAAAUCAACAGCAAUUAGAGAGAAUCAGUCAGAUGUAGUGGAAGAAGUACUAGCCUAGAAGUAAGGAUACCUGGAUUCUAAUAAAGGCUCUAUUCCUAACUUUACUAUGUGACCUUGGGCAAGUCACUUAACCAUGUUAUGGCUGUUUCCUUAUCUAUAAAAUAAGGGUAUUGGACUAGAUCUCCAAGGCUUUCCAAAAGCUACAACAUUCUGUGGUACUGUAGAUUGCCUUGCUAAUUCAUGCUGCUAAAGUGAUGGCAAAUACCACAUGCUUCAGCCUGGGUCUCUUAUGUUGCAGUUAAACAAUAGAACUAUGUAAGAUGAUGCCAAAAAAAAGAAAAAAAAAAAACCCUCGAACAAAUGAAGCGAAUAAUACUAGGGAAUGUUGAUAAAACUUGUGGCAGCCUUCCAAUUCCUUCACAGUUGUUUUGUUUUUGUUCUAAUGUUCCUUUUCUGUUGCAUAUUCCCAGUUUUCAUCUUCCAUACACUCUGUAUGUAAAGUCUGGUUUUCAUUAAGCUGUGGCCAGUAUUUGCUACUAGAACAGAAAUACACUGUCACACUUGCUAGAAUAGAACUGUACUUGGGCCUCUUCUUUCCUACGAAGUGGUGUUGGGCUUUAUAGAGUUUACUUCAUAAAUGGCACAAGAUGUCAGAACCCAUGCAUUUUAAUGGCUGGGACUACUGAGUGGGCCUAAGCAUUUGCAGGUUGCAGAGAGAAAAAGGCAAAAGUGAUUACAUGCUAUUAGCAUUAAGGAGUGUUGGCAAAUCCACUUGUUGGGAACCAAAGAUAGCAUUUCUGGUGACAACUCCCACAGGGAUUGACCAGUUGAAUGAGUAUGCUACCGGAAAGAGGAUAAACUGGUAGUGGACAGUCCCAAUGCCCUGACCACAGCAGUGCCAACCAGCCCUGAGUGUGAAAUUCAAGUUCGGUGUGUGUGCUUGUGUGUGGUGUGUUUUAUGGACCCGCAUAUACUAUAUUCAUUAGUGAUGAUAAGACCUGUCACAGAAUUCUGUAACCAUUAGUGGGUUGAGUUUUAAAUCUCAGUACAUCAGCAAGGAAGAGACAGAUCACAGGGUAGUGAUGGCUACUGGGAUUAUACUCAUAAUAUCCAGACAAAACAAGUUAAGGAGGAUCUGCAUUUUCAUUGUUUAUCAGAAUUGUUUCUCAUUUGGCUGUGCUUUUGUUAAAAUGUGUUAUCUGUAAACCCAUGUGUAGUGAACUUCUUAUGUAACUUUGGAUUAAAGGUAUUUAUGGUCUUUCUGUUUGUUUGAUUUUUAAGUAAGUUAUUUCUUUUGUAAACCUGCUGAUGGUACGGUUCCAUCCUUCUGACCUCAGCAUCCGAUCUUUUUAAGGACUUUUGUUUCCAAUAUUGUUAUUUUAAAUUGUGGUUGAAGCAAUAGAAAAUUGAAAUAUGGAUUGUGCAUGACUGUGUCUUGAGUGUAAAAAUAUUGCAGUUUGAAACUUGGACCUAAAGUAUUGCAAAUAAAAAUGACAAACAUCA
Molecule: messenger RNA, 10152 nt
Organism: Orcinus orca (killer whale)
Lineage: Eukaryota; Metazoa; Chordata; Mammalia; Artiodactyla; Delphinidae
Gene: PAK3
Product: p21 (RAC1) activated kinase 3
Exons: 19
Coding region: 1924-3603 (559 amino acids)
Biological process (GO): regulation of axonogenesis; regulation of actin cytoskeleton organization; protein phosphorylation
Cellular component (GO): cytoplasm
Molecular function (GO): protein serine/threonine kinase activity; ATP binding
Source: RefSeq, a predicted model, not a curated record